This is a messenger RNA of Coccomyxa subellipsoidea C-169, 583 nucleotides long. Its product is annotated as ribosomal protein S21e. The transcript has 3 exons. Bases 68 to 316 code for a protein of 82 amino acids. Gene Ontology annotation, biological process: endonucleolytic cleavage to generate mature 3'-end of SSU-rRNA from (SSU-rRNA, 5.8S rRNA, LSU-rRNA); translation; endonucleolytic cleavage in ITS1 to separate SSU-rRNA from 5.8S rRNA and LSU-rRNA from tricistronic rRNA transcript (SSU-rRNA, 5.8S rRNA, LSU-rRNA). Gene Ontology annotation, cellular component: ribosome; cytosolic small ribosomal subunit. Gene Ontology annotation, molecular function: structural constituent of ribosome. Lineage: Eukaryota; Viridiplantae; Chlorophyta; Trebouxiophyceae; Coccomyxaceae. The record is from RefSeq and is a predicted model, not a curated record.
AAGUAGACCUAGGUGCCCCUGGAAAGCAUCACGCGCUGCCAAAGGAUAAAAGCAAAGUAGUGGAAAGAUGAUCAACGACGAGGGAGAGACAGUUGACUUGUAUAUCCCCAGGAAAUGCUCGUGGACUAACAAGCUCAUCACUGCAAAGGACCACGCCAGUGUGCAGAUCAACGUUGGCCACCUCAACGAGGAAGGCGUGUUCAACGGCGACUUCACAACAUUUGCUUUGGCAGGGAACGUCCGUGCCAUGGGCUCUGGAGACUCCGCUGUGGACUCUCUCUGGAAGAAGAAGGCAGAGACCUCUAAGCAGCAAUAAGUGCAUGUGAACGCUCGGGGGCUUCUCAAGACUCGGCCGAUGUGUGGCGCUGUGACGGCUGCGCAAAGACAGUGUGCCUGGUAGCUCAGCUUGGCUUGGCAAGGCUUGUGCUGUGCGACUAGCGUCCUGCACUUGUCAGCUCCGGACGUGGCCAUCAGGCAAAGUCGGAGAGACUCCAAUGGUGUAACGUCACGUGCUUGCUCUUCUUUGAUUCGCGAUGCUGAUUCAUGCUGAUGCUGGAAACUCACCGUGCAAAUUUUCAGGAAG